UAUUAAAUCCCCUGCGCUCUGCUCUGUCUCCCUUCCGGAAACACUACAUUUCCUCGUUUUCCUCACCGCUUUAAAACCUCUGGUGUUGUCACUUGUUAUAUUCACCCUGUUCACCCGAAGCUGACAUAUACUUAUUAAAACAUAAAGAUGGAGGGUUUGAGCCGUGCUAAUAGUGCCUUCGCCAUGGACCUGUACCGGGCAAUAAGCGCUGAUGCCCCGGAUGGAAACCUGUUCCUUUCCCCGCUGAGCAUCAGCGCCGCACUCAGUAUGGUCUACUUAGGAGCCCGAGGAGCUACAGCUGAGGAAAUGGCUACGGUCUUGUCCUUCAGUUCAAUCCCUGAUGUUCACAAUCAUUUCAAGACCCUCAACUCUGCAGUAAACAGCCCCAAAGCCUCCUACAUCCUCCGACUGGCCAAUAGACUUUAUGGAGAGAAGACUUUCAAUUUCUUAUCAGAUUUUGUGGACUCCACUCAGAAGUUGUACCAAGCUGACAUGAAAGCAGUAGACUUCAUUGGGUCAUCAGAGGAGUCACGGAAGCUCAUUAACCACUGGGUGGAAGAGAAAACUGAGGGUAAAAUCAAAGAUGUUCUGCAGCCAGGGAUGGUCACAGCAAUGACUCGACUUGCCUUGGUGAAUGCUAUUUAUUUCAAGGGGAAAUGGAAGCAUGUGUUUAAUACUGAAGAGACUAAAGAGAUGCCCUUUAAGAUCAAUCAGAAAGAGACAAAGCCUGUGCAGAUGAUGUACCAGACAAAGAAAUUCCUUUUCAACUAUGUCGAUGAGUACAGGCUGCAGGUGCUGGAUUUACCGUAUGAAGAAGAGGAACUCAGCAUGGUGGUGCUUUUGCCUGAAGAGUCUCAGGAUGGCUCAGACCCUCUUCACAAGCUGGAAAGUGAACUAACGGUGGACAAACUGCUUGAGUGGACAAAUCAAGAGAAGAUGGACAGAUGGACUAAUAUCAAUGUCCAUUUGCCAAAAUUUAAGCUGGAAGAGCAAUAUUCUUUGCAGGGUAUACUGAAUAACAUGGGCAUGAGCUCUUUGUUCAAAGCCAAUGCUGCAGAUCUGACCGGCAUGAGCAGCGGUGGAGGUCUUUUUGUGUCUUCAGUGGCACACAAAGCUUUUGUGGAGGUUAAUGAGGAAGGCACUGAAGCAGCAGCCGCCACAGUUGUAAUGAUUGCGCUAUGCAUGGCACGAGAAGAGCACUUCAUGGCGGACCACCCCUUCCUGUUCUUCAUCAGACACAACCCCACUAAAAGCAUCCUCUUCUUUGGGAGAUACAGAGGCCCACAGUAGAAAUUAACUCUAUAAUGACAGCAAAAUCAAAAUGUUUGUUUAUAAAAAUAAAAUCUGUUAAAUGUGCUUUGAAAUGAAGAGAGGUUGCUUUGGAUGAUGUACAUUACUGUAAAUCACAGAAACAGAACGAACAUUACCUUUUGAAGUGUAAACAUACAAUAAACCACUUCAUAACAACA
Molecule: messenger RNA, 1469 nt
Organism: Tachysurus vachellii
Lineage: Eukaryota; Metazoa; Chordata; Actinopteri; Siluriformes; Bagridae
Product: leukocyte elastase inhibitor-like
Exons: 7
Coding region: 148-1290 (380 amino acids)
Biological process (GO): negative regulation of endopeptidase activity
Molecular function (GO): serine-type endopeptidase inhibitor activity
Source: RefSeq, a predicted model, not a curated record